CUGAGACCAGGCUCCAGCAGAGAAAAGAUGAGUCCUCUCCUUCUGCCCUCCGUCUUGCUGUUCGUCGGCGCGGCCCACGCUUUCCAGUAUACGGAGCUGGCGCAGUAUGUUGACGACCAUGAAGAAGAAUAUGUGGAGACUCUUAGGGACUGGGUUGCGAUAGAGAGCGACUCCAGCAACAUUGAGAGGAGACCAGACCUGCACCGCAUGAUGGAGGUGGUGGCUCAGAAGCUGCAGCUCAUGGGAGGAACAGUCCAGCUGGUGGAUAUCGGAAAUCAAGAGCUUUCUGAUGGACGGACCGUAGCGUUGCCUAAAGUAGCGACGGCUCAGUUUGGCAGUGACCCCAGCAAAUAUACCGUGUGUGUCUACGGCCACGUGGACGUCCAGCCGGCAAAGCUGGAGGACGGCUGGGCCACGGAUCCCUACAACCUGACCGACAUCAACGGUAACCUGUAUGGAAGAGGAGCAUCGGACAACAAGGCCCCAGUUCUAGCCUGGAUCCAUGCAGUGGAAGCUUACCAAGCUCUUAAUAUGGAGCUACCGGUCAACGUGAAGUUUGUGAUCGAGGGCAUGGAGGAGACCGGCUCCAAUGGACUGGACUCCAUGAUUGUGGCCCAGAGGGACACCUUCUUCUCAGACGUAGAUUACAUCAUCAUCUCCGACUGCGGCUGGCGGAGCCGACGGCCCGCCCUGACCUACGGCACCAGAGGAAACUGCUACUUCUUUGCUGAGGUGGAAGGACCUAAACAGGACUUACAUUCUGGAGUUUAUGGGGGCACCGUGGUCGAACCGAUGACCGACCUCGUUGGCAUUCUUGACACACUGAUCAACCCCGGCGGAAAGAUCUUGAUUCCCGGCAUCAGGGAAGCUGUGGCUCCCCUCUCCGAUGACGAAUGGAGAAUGUACCAAGACAUUGAGUUUGACAUGGACGACUACAAGAAGAAGAUUGGUGUCAGCCAGCUCAUGUACACCAACAAGGUGGACCUGCUGGCUCACAUGUGGCGCUACCCCACAGUCUCCAUCCACGGUAUCCAUGGAGCCUUCUCCGACUCUGGUACCAAGACUGUAAUCCCUGCCAAGGUCACUGCCAAGUUCUCCAUAAGACAAGUCCCCAACAUGGACCCCGCUAUGGUCAAGACUCAGGUGACAGAUUAUCUCCACUCUGUGUUUGCCAAAAGGAAGAGUCCCAACAAGCUGAAGGUCACGAUGGUUAUCGGGGCCAAACCGUGGCUAGCUAACACUCAGCAUCCUCUUUAUGAGGCUGGGAAAGCAGCUGUCAAGAGAGUUUUCAACAUGGAUCCAGAUCUGAUUCGUGAGGGAGGGACCAUCCCCAUCGCUAGAACCUUCCAGGACGUGACCGGGAAAAGCAUCAUCAUGAUGCCCAUCGGAGGCUUUGAUGACGGACUGCACUCUCAGAAUGAGAAAAUGAGCAGGUACAACUAUAUUGAAGGAACGAAGUUAUUCAUCGCGUACCUGAAUGAAGUGAGCCAGAUAAAGAAGACUAGCGUGUGAAAAAAUAAACUAUCCAUCCAUCCAUCCAUCCAUCCAUCCAUCAUCCAUCCAUCCAUCCAUCCAUCCAUCCAUCCAUCCAUCCAUCCAUCCAUCCAAACAUGCUGUGAUUCCUAUGGUUUCUUUUUUCAGACAAAAGAAAAGAAAAAAGAAACCAUAGGAUAUCUAUCUGAAGACAUAAUGAACACAAUACAACUAUGCUGUGAUUCCUCAUUGGUAGAAAUCCUUUUAUGGUGCAGUUUUCAUCGGCCUCUUUUCAAAUGUGAUAGUUGUUAUGAUUCAUGCAAAGUCAGACUGUGUAAGUGCACAAGUGGUAAAUGCAUGUUCUGGCUCUCUGGAAACGCGUCUGGAGACAACUUGCAUCGUAAUAGAUGCUGUAUAAAUGAAAAUGAAUUAAAAGCUGUG
Cololabis saira (Pacific saury) is the source of this 1914-nucleotide messenger RNA. RefSeq names its product cytosolic non-specific dipeptidase-like. NCBI's taxonomy places the organism in Eukaryota, Metazoa, Chordata, Actinopteri, Beloniformes, Belonidae. The transcript has 12 exons. The record is from RefSeq and is a predicted model, not a curated record. Gene Ontology annotation, biological process: proteolysis. Gene Ontology annotation, cellular component: cytosol. Bases 28 to 1512 code for a protein of 494 amino acids. Gene Ontology annotation, molecular function: dipeptidase activity.